This is a messenger RNA of Pipistrellus nathusii (Nathusius's pipistrelle), 1515 nucleotides long. The record is from the annotation of a GenBank genome assembly. NCBI's taxonomy places the organism in Eukaryota, Metazoa, Chordata, Mammalia, Chiroptera, Vespertilionidae.
AUGAGCUCCGGCCAGCAGCAGCCGCCGCCGCGGAGGGUGGCCAACGUGGGGUCCCUGCUGCUCACCCCGCAGGAGAACGAGUCCCUCUUCGCCUUCCUCGGCAAGAAAUGUGUGACUAUGUCUUCAGCAGUGGUACAAUUAUAUGCAGCAGAUCGGAAUUGUAUGUGGUCAAAGAAGUGCAGUGGUGUUGCUUGUCUGGUUAAAGACAAUCCACAGAGAUCUUAUUUUUUAAGAAUAUUUGAUAUUAAGGAUGGGAAACUAUUGUGGGAGCAAGAACUAUACAAUAACUUUGUAUAUAAUAGUCCUAGAGGAUAUUUUCAUACAUUUGCUGGAGAUACUUGUCAAGUUGCUCUUAAUUUUGCCAAUGAAGAAGAAGCAAAAAAGUUCCGAAAAGCAGUUAUGGACUUGUUGGGCCGACGACAGAGGAAAUCUGAGAAAAGACGAGACGCCCCUAAUGGUCCUAAUCUACCCAUGGCAACAGUUGACAUUAAAAAUCCAGAAAUCACAACCAAUAGAUUUUAUGGUCCACAAGUUAGCAACAUCUCCCAUACCAAAGAAAAGAAAAAAGGAAAAGCUAAAAAGAAGAGAUUAACCAAGGCAGAUAUUGGAACACCAAGCAAUUUCCAGCACAUUGGACAUGUUGGUUGGGAUCCAAAUACUGGCUUUGAUCUGAAUAAUUUGGAUCCAGAAUUGAAAAAUCUUUUUGAUAUGUGUGGAAUCUCAGAGGCACAACUUAAAGACAGAGAAACAUCAAAAGUCAUCUAUGACUUUAUUGAAAAAACGGGAGGUGUUGAAGCUGUUAAAAAUGAACUACGAAGGCAAGCACCACCACCUCCUCCACCAUCGAGGGGAGGGCCUCCUCCGCCUCCCCCUCCUCCACAUAGCUCAGGCCCUCCUCCCCCUCCUGCCAGAGGAAGAGGCGCUCCUCCUCCACCACCUUCCAGAGCUCCCACAGCUGCACCUCCACCGCCACCUCCAUCCCGGCCAGGCGUAGGAGUCCCUCCACCCCCGCCAAAUAGGAUGUAUCCUCCUCCACCUCCAGCCCUGCCCUCCUCAGCACCUUCAGGGCCUCCGCCACCACCUCCACCUCUGUCUGUGCCGGGGUCAGCAGCACCACCCCCACCGCCUCCGCCUCCACCACCACCCGGGCCACCACCUCCGCCUGGCCUCCCUUCCGAUGGUGACCAUCAAAUCCCAACUCCUUCAGGAAACAAAGCAGCUCUUUUAGAUCAAAUCAGAGAGGGUGCUCAGCUAAAAAAGGUGGAACAGAACAGUCGACCGGUGUCUUGCUCUGGGAGGGAUGCACUUUUAGACCAGAUCCGACAGGGUAUUCAACUGAAAUCUGUAUCUGAUGGCCAAGAGUCUACACCAGCGACACCUGCACCCACUUCAGGAAUUGUGGGGGCCUUAAUGGAGGUGAUGCAGAAAAGGAGCAAAGCCAUUCAUUCUUCAGAUGAAGAUGAGGAUGAAGAAGAAGAAGAAGAUUUUGAAGAUGAUGAUGAGUGGGAAGAUUGA